Vombatus ursinus (common wombat) is the source of this 3531-nucleotide messenger RNA. It is a transcript of the gene KLRG2, whose product is annotated as killer cell lectin like receptor G2. NCBI's taxonomy places the organism in Eukaryota, Metazoa, Chordata, Mammalia, Diprotodontia, Vombatidae. The record is from RefSeq and is a predicted model, not a curated record. The transcript has 5 exons. Bases 83 to 1447 code for a protein of 454 amino acids.
UCAAGGCGGAGCUGAGUUCUACCUGCGUGCAGGUGAGGAGGUCUCCCUCCUCUCUGCCUGCCGAAAGCCAGUAGUUCAGGAUAUGGUUUGGAACCAGGAGGCCCUAGGGGAGGAAAUGGCUGGGUCCCACUUCCCGAUGGAAUCGAUCCAGAAUCAGGCCCAGGAGCCGGAGAAGCUGGGCUCCCGGGAGCAGCAGGUCGCCGGGGAACAGCAGCCACCUCCGGAGCGACCGGAGCCCCCGGAGCCCCUGGAGAAGCCUGUUGGGAAUCCCCAGGGGCCCAAAGAGCAGCCGGCUUCGGAAAGCCCGGCUCGGACCCGGGAUCCCCCGGGCGAGAAGACGGUCUCCCUGCGCCCCACCUUCCUCCGGGUGCCACAGCCGAGCUUGGGGUACGGCUCUUUCCGCUGUCGGGGAUCUGCGAGCUCUGAGCAGCUCCAGGGCCGCGGGGAUCGGGAGGGCACCCUGGCUCUGGUACCCGUCCCGGCCCCGGCAGAAGCGCAAUCUCGGGAGGGCGAGACGUCCACCCCGGGCGCCGUGCGGGAGCCGGGCGAGGCGGGGUCGGGGGCCUGGGCGCCCGUGGAGCUGCAGGUGGAUGUGCGAGUGAAGCCCGUGGGCGCAGCGGUUUCGGGGCUCACUCCCUCUCCCGUGCCCACCACCCGCUUCUUCUCGGUGCCCGUGCCAGACUCCCCCGCCUUCUCGCGCCACUCCUCCUUCUCCCGCUCUGGGGUGCCCCGGACUCCUUCCCCUGGGAGCACGUGGGGGGGAAGUCCGCACCCCCUUGCCGGCUGGGCCGAUCGGUACCGGGAGCAGGAGGGACGGGCCAGCCCGGGACCAGUGCGGUCCGGAGAAUCUCCGUCGGGGCUUCCCCGAUGUAGGUGCCGGCAGCUGGGGCUGGAGGACAAGGAGUGGGAGAAGCUGCUGCCCGGGUGCGGGGCUGACGGAGACAAACUGCACCAAGCGAUCACACGCAUAGGCCUGCCAGCAUACAUGAAAUCCCUACGCUGGGCUCUGGCCGUCCUGGCAGUGUUGCUGGCCGUGGCUGUGGUCACCAUCGUGGCCCUGGCCUCUCGAGUAGGAGCAAAGUGCCGACCUUGUCCAGAAGGCUGGAUAUGGUCAGAAGAACACUGUUACUAUCACUCCUUGGAGGCUCAGAGCUGGGAAGACAGCAAGGCUUUCUGCUCAGUCCACCAGGCAUCUCUCCCAGUAUUGAGCCACGCACAGGACUUCCUAAGCAGAUUCCAGAUCCCCAGGUUAUAUUGGGUGGGUCUACAUCGAGGCCCUGAAGGGUGGCAUUGGAUCGAUGGGACUCCAUUGCCCCCCCAGCUGCUCCCAGAAGAAGAUGAAGAUAGCUUUCAGAACCGAAACUGUGGGGGCUUAGAGGAAGGAAAGCUCAAAGCUUUAGAAUGUGCCUCCUCUAGACCCUGGAUCUGUGUCAGGGGGGCCAAGUGAUCUGCUCACUCUUCAAGUCCAAAUCCACAAGAAGUGGGCCAGGAAGGCAUCACGCUAUUACAUGGACAAGGUCAGAUUGUGUCCGGAAGGGGUUAUGGUUUCUCAGUAAAAAUACUUCCAUGAAACCUUGGCCUGGAGCCCAGAGACAAACCCCAAAAAACACAAAUUAUUCAUAGAAAACUCAGGUAGUGGACCUCCAUCCUCAGCCAAGAGGACCCUAUCUAUCUUGUUGGGGAAAGAAAGAAAACUGGUUUAUAGCCUGUGGAAUCUUAACCCUAAUUCUAAUCUAGCCUCUGUACUUUGUUUAGUCAGUGGCCAGUUAGCAUUUCUGGGUCUAGUUCCUGCUUCCCUCAAUCCCAACAUCAUAUACAUACAUCCUCACUUUAUUUUACCAAGGGAUAAGGAGAAUUAAGAAGCCAAAUUCCUAUAGUGAUUGAACUGCCCUAUUUUAUUGCAGUACACUGAGUAACAGAUAAUGCCUAAAUUGCUUUGUUACAGUAACCUCUAGUUAUAGUGACUGACUACACUGUUAGGCAUUACAUUUCAAGUCUGCAGGUGUUACAAAUGAAUUCUAAACCCAGUUAGGGAAAGAGAGUACAACCUCAGGUGGGCUAUAGAAGAUGAAACUGUCAAUCCAUAAAAGGGUGUUUGCUAAAAACCAAGGUUACCAGGAAGGACAGCAGGAUAACUGAGUAUAGUGUUUCUUGGAGCAGAUCCAAAGGGUAGGGGCUAGAGCAGUGAUUCUCAUCAUGGGGAAGAUUUUAUCAUCCUGAAAACUUUUGCCAUUAUAGAUCCUUACUUCUUAAAAACAUUAAAGAUGCACUCCAAAAAGACUCCUUUUCCCUCUUUCUGCCUCCUGCUCCUUGCACUAAAAUGUGUCCAUUUUUCUCUUCUAAUUCUACAUCUGAAAUCCAAUGUAUAGUUGAAGUUGCAUUUGGCCUUAACAUUAGGAGAUUUGGGGUCACGCCCUGGCCCUGGAAUUUAUCAGCGGAGUGACUUUGAGCCAGUUGAUUGACCUGUCUAGGACUCAAUUUCCUGCUCUGUAAAAAAAAAAUAAGGGGGAUGGGUAGAUAGAACUAGAUGACAACUGAGGUCCCUUCCACCUCUGUAAAUUCAUGAAUUAGGUGCUAACCCAAAUUACUCUUACUAGGACUUUAUUCCUUUGUCAUGGGCUAAUCAGAUUCUGGUUAAGUGCUUGGGGCUUUCUUUCAAGAUCAGGUUCUCUAGACAGCAACUUGUAUAUUGUAGCCUCUAAACUUCAAGAUGCUAUGAAGAGGUGGGACAGAGAGACUUACAAUACAACAGGUAGCAAGAGGUAGCUGAAUGACAUGAUGGGGAAAUGAAAUGCUUAUGAGAGCUAGAAGAGAACUUCCUUAUUUCUGCUGUGGGUAAUGCCAACUGUCCAUGAAGAUUAUAACCUCCAAGUCAUCUAUGAUUCCUUACUCCCCCUUACCACAAUGGAAUGAGUAGCCAAGUCUUGUUUUUAUCUCCACAAUACCACCUGACACCAUCUGCUUCCACUCUUAUGGUCACCACCUUCAUUACAUCUAAUUGGUCUCCCUGAUUCCAAUUUCUCUCCUCUGGAUUCCAUCUUCCACAUAGUUGCCAAAGUGAUAUUCCUAAGGGAGAGAUCUAACCAUGUCACUCUCCUGCUCAGAAAGCUCCAGGGGCCCCCUACUGCCUCAUGGAUAAAGUGUAAACUUCUCUAUUUGGCAUUCAAAGCCCUUCGCAAUCUGAUAAAUCCUAUAUUUCCGGAUUUUUUUACAUUUCACUCUUCUACACAUAUUCUCUGUUCAAACCAAAACGGACCCUUUGCUAUUCUCCAUAUGUGAUAUUCUGUCUUCAAGUUCCAUGUCUUUGCACAGGCUGGUUCCCUACCCCACCAUGCAUGGAAUGCACUUUCUCCUCACUUAGGCCUCUUAGAACCCUUAGCUCAACUAAAGUGCCAUCUACUUGAGGUCUUUCUUACCCCCUUCCAACUGUUAGGUGUUCUGGGAAUUAUUUUGUUUACUAUAUAUGUAUAUACAUAUUUUGCAUUUACGUAUAUGUGUACAUGUUGUUUUUCCCUGAUAGAUUGUAAGUUC